AGUCCCGAUUAGAUACGCCUAAGAGCCGGUUUCUGUGCUGUUGUCUACUCGGACUAAGAGAGAAAUGACAUCAUAGGUGACGUCAGGACACGCGCGUCCCGGCUCCAGCCGCGCGGCGGGUCGGUUGGGAUUUGAAAAGACGAGGAGGAGUGAAGGCUAGUGAGGGAGGGUGAAAUGGAUGACACGAACAGGAAAACCGAGACCCCCAGCGUAUCGUCAAACAUAGCAAGGAAGAGUACGCAAAGACACUCGGUUCGGGUGAAGCCCCAAACCACCGAGCGGUCCAAGUUCUACGAGGAUCUGGUGGAGGAGAUGCGCAGGAAGAUGUGUUGCCACAGAGCACGGGAAUCUCUGUUUAGUUCCUCCAGUGGAUUUGUUAACUACCGUGGAAUUUUGAAUUGGGCUGUGGUUGUGCUGAUUUUGACACAUACACAUAUGGUGUAUGAAAAUUUGAUCACGUAUGGAAUCCUUGUGGAUCCAGUUCAGAUUAUUGCAUUUGCUUUGAGUGACCCCAGCACUUGGCCAGGUUCAUAUCUGAUUAUUGUGUCGAAUAUAUUUAUCCUCAUUGCUCUUCAUAUUGAAAGAUCUUUGUCAGCUGUAAGUGCAUCACCACUACUAAAUUUCAACUUUAUAGAGAUAUUUUUUGGGAAUGUUGGAUCAGGAAUGGUAUUAACCGUGCACAGCACUAUCUUCAUGAAGUUGUACUCUUAUCACGAGGUGAAUAGGUGGCUUCGUGAAGAAUGGGGACCUCUAGGUCUAAGAACAGCCAUGAAACAACCAGGCAUUAUGUCAUGUGUAUUUGGAAAUGGUGAAACCAGUGGUAAUCGGAACAAUGUAGAUGAAAUAGUUAAUUAUCCAGACAACCUGACAGUAAGAGAUCUCUACUAUUUUUUAUUUGCACCAACACUCUGUUACCAGAUGAAUUUCCCAAGAUCUGCAAAAGUACGAAUACGAUUCCUUCUGAGGCGUCUAUUUGAAAUGUUCUUUUUGAUUCAUCUUUUUGUUGGACUGAUUCAGCAGUCGGUUUUACCAGUGACUCAAAAUUCAAUGCUGCCCUUUGUUGAGAUGAAGCUAACUAAAAUAAUUCACCAACUGCUGCUGAUUGCGAUCCCAAAUCAUUUCAUGUGGAUCAUAUUUUUCUACGGGUUCUUUCAUUCAACUUUGAACUUUAUUGCUGAGCUGAUGAGGUUUGGAGAUCGGGCAUUUUAUCGAGACUGGUGGAACUCAGAGACUCUCACUUACUUCUGGUCAAAUUCAAAUACAAUUUUUCACAAGUGGUGCAUGAGACAUAUUUAUAGACCACUGGUUGAAAAGGGUUAUUCAAAAUGGGAAGGCCAAGCCUCAGUAUUCUUAUUAUCAGCAUUAUAUCAUGAGUAUCUGAUCGCAGCACCACUUAACAUGUUCCGUUUCUGGCUGUUUCUGGUGAUGAUAUUGCAGGUUCCAAUUGCAUGGAUUUUCAGUAAAUAUUUAAGAGGACUCUAUGGAAAUACAAUUGUAUGGAUUUGCAUUAUUUUAGGUCCUCCUUUGAUAGUGCAUAUGUACAUUCAUGAUUACUAUGUGUUGCAAGGACGUAAAGCAAAUGAAUAA
Hypanus sabinus (Atlantic stingray) is the source of this 1587-nucleotide messenger RNA. RefSeq names its product diacylglycerol O-acyltransferase 1-like. The record is from RefSeq and is a predicted model, not a curated record. Lineage: Eukaryota; Metazoa; Chordata; Chondrichthyes; Myliobatiformes; Dasyatidae. Gene Ontology annotation, cellular component: endoplasmic reticulum membrane. Gene Ontology annotation, biological process: triglyceride biosynthetic process. The transcript is spliced from 16 exons. Gene Ontology annotation, molecular function: diacylglycerol O-acyltransferase activity. Bases 175 to 1587 code for a protein of 470 amino acids.